CUGAAAAUUAACACCUGUCGUGUUUACUUCAUUCGUAUCCUUCUUAUCCUGAACAUAGAUGAGCACAAUGUCGUCUCGAGUUGUGUUCAAUAAUGGUAAUUCCGUGCCAGUUCUCGGACUGGGGACAUGGAAGUCCGCCCCAGGGCAAGUUUACGAAGCAGUAAAAACAGCCAUCAGUAUGGGCUACAGACAUUUGGAUUGUGCCCCAGUAUACGGCAACGAGAAGGAAAUUGGUGAAGCAAUAAAAACUCAAAUCCAGGAGGGUGUAGUAGAACGUAAAGACAUAUUUGUGACCAGUAAAUUGUGGUGCACAAUGCAUAACCCAGCACUGGUGGAGCCUGCACUAAAAAACACGUUAGAAGAUUUGUGCAUCGAUUAUCUUGAUCUUUACCUAAUCCAUUGGCCAUUUGGUUUCAAAGAGGGUGACGAACUAUUUCCAAUUCUUCCAAGUGGUCAAUUUCAUGGGAAUGAUGUCGAUUAUAUCGACACGUGGACAGCGAUGGAGAAUUUGGUCCAGAAGGGUCUGGUCAAGAAUAUUGGAUUGAGUAAUUUCAAUUCCCACCAAAUCAAUCGCAUUUUGAAUAACUGUAAGAUCAAGCCAGUGAACAAUCAGAUUGAGUGCCACCCAUAUUUGACCCAAUCCAAAUUAUCCGAUUUCUGUAAAUCCAAGGGGAUAGUCAUAACCGCUUAUAGUCCACUUGGGUCACCAGACAGACCGUGGGCAAAACCCGAGGAUGCGCAACUACUCAACGAUCCUAGGCUGAGAUCUAUCGCUGAUAACUACGGUAAAACCACUGCUCAAGUGGUACUUCGUUAUCAGGUCGAUCGUGGGCACAUCGUCAUACCCAAAACUGUAUCAGAGGCACGAAUGAUGGAGAAUAAGGGCAUAAUGAACUUCACGUUAUCUAAUGAUGAUAUCGAACUGAUUAAUUCAUUUAAUUGUAAUGGAAGAAUUUGCUCCAUGACUGGUGCCAGUGAACUCGAACAUUAUCCAUUCAAUACUGAAUUUUAAUGAUGGCCGGAUCAACCUAAUUAUUAUAUAUCUCAUGAAGAAAUGCUGGAGCAGGGAAAUCUGAAUUCUGAUUGUGGACUAAUGCCUUACCCUCACAAUCACAGCAUUCCCAGUAUUCUUCACUGCUGUCAUCAUCACUGAAUUUGGAAUCAACCUCACUUGAAGAAUUACUGUGAUAAACACUUGCAUCACUACCGCAGUGACACAUGUCAUCACUACUACUUGACGAACGGACUCUCAACUUCGGAUGAUGUUUGGAUUUAGCAACUUCCUGAAAAUUGUAAAAUAAACAGAAAUGAUUGAUAAAUAAAUUCAUGUACAUGGAGAGAAA
Molecule: messenger RNA, 1343 nt
Organism: Diachasma alloeum
Lineage: Eukaryota; Metazoa; Arthropoda; Insecta; Hymenoptera; Braconidae
Product: aldo-keto reductase family 1 member B1
Exons: 4
Coding region: 59-1012 (317 amino acids)
Cellular component (GO): cytosol
Molecular function (GO): aldose reductase (NADPH) activity
Source: RefSeq, a predicted model, not a curated record